This is a messenger RNA of Microtus oregoni (creeping vole), 2378 nucleotides long. It is a transcript of the gene Tfeb, whose product is annotated as transcription factor EB. Gene Ontology annotation, cellular component: nucleus. Gene Ontology annotation, biological process: positive regulation of DNA-templated transcription; humoral immune response; regulation of transcription by RNA polymerase II. Bases 359 to 1783 code for a protein of 474 amino acids. Gene Ontology annotation, molecular function: DNA-binding transcription factor activity, RNA polymerase II-specific; protein dimerization activity; RNA polymerase II cis-regulatory region sequence-specific DNA binding. Lineage: Eukaryota; Metazoa; Chordata; Mammalia; Rodentia; Cricetidae. The record is from RefSeq and is a predicted model, not a curated record. The transcript is spliced from 9 exons.
CGGAGCCCGAGCGCCGGGCGCGGGGCUAGGUGACAGCGGAGGCGGCAGCCGCGGGCGGGACGAAGAGAGCGGCGACGGCGCCGACGGCGGCGGGAAGGGCGGACGGGGCGGGUCUGGCUGGUGGCGCGUAGCCUGAGGAGCCCGAAAGCGGGCGGCGGGCGAAGAUCGGGGGUCGGGCACCCGAACUUGAGACAAGUUGCCGGAACCACAGGGCGCCGGCGGCGGACAGAUUGACCUUCAAAGCGAGUGGGAGCAACCGUACUUGUGCCAGCCCACGUUUAAAGACUAUGAGGAGGAGGAUGACUGCUUCACGGACCUGUCUCCUCUCGACUGCAGGGAGCCCGAACCAGCAGCUGCCAUGGCGUCACGCAUCGGGCUGCGCAUGCAGCUCAUGCGGGAGCAGGCGCAGCAGGAGGAGCAGCGAGAGCGCAUGCAGCAGCAGGCCGUCAUGCAUUACAUGCAGCAGCAGCAACAGCAGCCGCAGCUGGGAGGCCCACCCACCCCAGCCAUCAACACCCCGGUCCACUUCCAGUCGCCACCACCUGUGCCUGGGGAGGUGCUGAAGGUGCAGUCCUACCUGGAGAACCCCACCUCCUACCACCUGCAGCAGUCCCAGCACCAGAAGGUGCGGGAGUACCUGUCAGAGACCUACGGGAACAAGUUUGCGGCCCACAUCAGCCCAGCCCAAGGCUCCCCGAAGCCCCCACCAGCAGCAUCCCCUGGGGUGCGGGCUGGACACGUACUGUCCACCUCAGCGGGCAACAGUGCCCCCAACAGUCCCAUGGCCAUGUUGCACAUCAGCUCCAAUCCUGAGAAGGAGUUUGAUGAUGUCAUUGACAACAUUAUGCGCCUGGACAAUGUGCUGGGCUACAUCAACCCUGAGAUGCAGAUGCCAAACACGCUACCCCUGUCCAGCAGCCACUUGAAUGUGUACAGCGGUGACCCUCAGGUCACAGCCUCCCUGGUAGGUGUCACCAGCAGCUCUUGCCCUGCUGACCUGACCCAGAAGCGAGAGCUAACAGAUGCCGAGAGCCGGGCCCUGGCCAAGGAACGGCAGAAGAAGGACAAUCACAAUCUAAUUGAGAGGAGACGCAGGUUCAACAUCAAUGACCGCAUCAAGGAGCUGGGAAUGCUGAUCCCCAAGGCCAAUGACCUGGACGUGCGCUGGAACAAGGGCACCAUUCUCAAGGCGUCUGUGGAUUACAUCCGGAGGAUGCAGAAGGACCUGCAGAAAUCUCGAGAACUGGAGAACCACUCUCGGCGCCUGGAGAUGACCAACAAGCAGCUCUGGCUUCGCAUCCAGGAGCUGGAGAUGCAGGCACGGGUCCACGGCCUCCCCACGACAUCGCCAUCCGGCGUGAACAUGGCUGAGCUGGCCCAACAGGUGGUGAAGCAGGAACUACCCAGUGAAGACGGCCCAGGGGAGGCGCUCAUGCUGGCGCCUGAGGUCCCCGACCCUGAGCCGAUGCCGGCUCUCCCUCCGCAGGCCCCACUGCCCCCAGCCGCCCAGCCACAGUCCCCUUUUCAUCACCUGGACUUCAGUCACAGUUUGAGCUUUGGGGGUGGGGGUGAUGAGGGGCCCACAGGCUACCAUGAUCCCCUGGGGACAGAGCAUGGCUCCCCGUUCCCCAACCUGUCCAAGAAGGAUCUGGACUUAAUGCUCCUAGAUGACUCCCUGCUACCCCUGGCCUCAGACCCCCUCUUUUCUACCAUGUCCCCUGAGGCCUCCAAGGCCAGCAGCCGCCGGAGCAGCUUCAGUAUGGAGGAGGGCGAUGUUCUGUGACCCUGGUUGCCCCUGUGCCAAGGAGCAGGGGCUGCCUGGGGGCUGGGAGGACUGGGCAGAACCCUCCUAUCCCUCAGGCUGCAGUUGGAGUGAAGUAGCCGCCUACCCUGCCUCUCCUUCCCUUUGGUCGGCCCCUGUUUGGACUUAGUGCCUGCCUGGCUGCAGAUGGGCUAAGCCCUGCCGCUCGGCUUAGAGCCCCCUCCUCUGGGGGCAGUACUAUGAAUUGCGAUGUGGAAGAACAAGGGUGAGGUGAAAGAAUAUGAGGAACAAGAAGAAACCCUGGUAGGGGAGCCCCUCUCUCGGAGCCCGGGCCCCUCCAUGAAGGACAUUUUGGAGAAGGUAUAAGAAGUACCUCUGAGGUAGCAGCUGGCCUGGGGGUGCCUAGGCCUGCCUUCCUGGGACUAGAUGGCACCCAGCCUGUCCCCCCCGGCCUGAUACUUCCCCCACAGGUGGGGCACCCACCCCCCUUUGGUGCUAACAGCUCUCCCCUGGCGGUAUGAGGGUGGGGUGGCCAGAAGAGGAGUCUGGGUUCAGGGUGGAGAGUACCCCCGCCCCCAGACCCCCCACUUCGUGCCUUUAGUAAACACUGUGCUUU